Plasmodium fragile is the source of this 4002-nucleotide messenger RNA. RefSeq lists its product as uncharacterized. Lineage: Eukaryota; Apicomplexa; Aconoidasida; Haemosporida; Plasmodiidae. Bases 1 to 4002 code for a protein of 1333 amino acids. The transcript has 2 exons. The record is from RefSeq and is a predicted model, not a curated record.
AUGAACAUAAAAUUUGAGUGCAACAAUGAUAAGGGAAACGAACUCGAGAAAAACGUCCUCACCACGAAAGAGUUAGGCACGAACGAGUUAGACACGAAGGAGUUAGACGCGAAAGGGAUACCCUCAAAUGGGGCUUCCGCCAGCGGGGUCACCCCAGACCCGAUCUACGAAUUGGGAAACGAAAUAGAAGACCUUUUUGAUGAAGAUGUGGAGAACAUCAAAUUUAACGCAGAUGAAAUUUCUUCCUUUUUUCUGAAAAAUAACCAACUCGAAAAUGAAAAGGAAGAAUCAGAAAAUGUUUGUAGCAACCCACGAGAGGUGAACAGCAUGGAGAGAAAUCCCGAAUGUAACAAAAUAAAAAGUCUGUUCGAUCCAGCCAUCAGUGGACCAUACGUCUGCUGCGUUGCCAUUUUGUCCAAAAGAGAAAAUGUCGAAAUUGAGUUUAUGCACCCAGAGAUAUUGAAGCCGCAUGAAACAGAGCAUAUAAAUAAAAGGAGGAACAAAAAAAAAAUGAAAAUCAUAACCCCUUUUUGCGUAUGGCAUAGAUACCAAGGGGACUGGGUAGAGGAUGUGAAAUUUUUAAUUGCAGAAAGGAUGUACUUGUUUGGGGAAACCAACACGGGGAACGUCCUCUGCGAUUUUUACAAUCACAAGUCUUGCAAAAAUUAUAAUGAAUACAAUGUUAUGUAUGCCCCUAGUGGGAACAGGUACUACAUGGUAGGGCUGAAUUAUAUGCAGGACAGCAGUUACAACGAGAUCCUGACCAUUGCGCAGGUGCCACACUUUGACUUCAUAUACGAGAGGCUUUGCCCGGCGGUGCGGGCCGUCCUGGGGCAGGAAAGGGCCACGGAUACAGCAAUGGGUAGAGCGGACGGUGUAGUGCAGGAUAAAUCGCAGCCCUGUGUGAAAAAUAAAGGGGAUGCACAAAAAAAAUACGGCGAGCUGAUCACCUUCGUCGACAGCUUCGCGCAGGAUAAUCCAUUUGAUCAAAUGGAGUUCAACGAUUACUACGUGCAUUUGUCCAAAGACAUAGAACACGUUAACAACAUAAAAGUGAAAAAUGUUCUGAUCAUUCUAAAAGCAAUGUUAUUGGAAAAAAAAAUUGUCAUUUCAUGUUCGAAGAAAGGAAAUGGAUGCAGAAUGGUGUUGCUCCUCCUUUCCCUCAUUCCUGACAUAAUAAAUUUUGGAUUCAAUGUAAAAAUUUAUGAGGACAAAUUUGAAGAAUGGAUAAAAUUAAAACUCCCUCUAAUUUUAUUUCACGAAAAGUAUGUUCUUCUCCUCCACAUAAAUAACUUGCAACUAUUUAAUGAACACGCAAAUGGAAAGAACUACUUCAUAUCGACCAGCAAAGGUAGCGAUGUAUAUUAUUACGUAAAGAAUAAUGUAGACGUUUUGUACGAGAUGGACAAUGACGAGCUAAUUGUGAAAAAGGAAAAUUUAAUGAAUGCUUUAAGUUUGACAAAAUAUGAAUAUAAUUAUUUGAAGGGCCUUAACUCCAUUUUUCAAUCUUUGAUUAAUUUUUCUUCUCUUUUUUUUGAGACCUCCAAACAGAGCAGUAUCAUGGAGAAUGGUCAUACUGGGGGAGGGUUUUCCCAGGGGCACUCUACCUCUGCUAAUGUAUUGGACAAUCGCUUAGGUGCAACAGAUUGUCUCGACGGUGGGAAUACCAUUUGUGCGCAACAGAAUGAAGAAGUGGACAAGCACACACGAGGUGGAGAUGUGAUCCCCGAUCGGGAAACCCUUCCUUAUAAGAGUAGUAACCAUGAACGUAAUAAACAAAAUCAUGUUGAUGGGUGGAAGAACCCUGUCUUGGGAGAAGCCCAAGUUGAUCAUGAUGAAGGAAAAAACGAAUACAUUGAUGACGAAGAUGACAUAUGUGUCCUAGACACAAAAUCUGUGAACUUCCAAAAAAGCGAACAGAAGAGGUUUGACCAAAUGGGUGAAACCGAAGAAAGGACCCAAAGUAGCAACACAAAAAAAAACGUAUCAAUGAAUGAUGAAUCGGAUAAGUACAUUUCCAACUUGAGGAGCCAUUUUCAUGUGUAUUUUAAGAAUUUUUUUAUGUCAAGCAAAGAAAAUUACGAAGAGGGAAAAAAGGAAAUGAGAGAACAGUAUGAACUGAAUUAUAACAAUGACUUUCUCCAAUUAUGGCAAGAAACAGAAAAUUAUAAUUAUUUCAUUGAGAAGGAUUUCAAAAUGAACAAGUUUUUAAAAAUUGCAGAACAGAAUAACGUCCCAUUUGACAAGCAAAAAAUGGAGGACUACAAAUUUGUGGAUGAUUUGUUAAUAAUCGACAAGAGGGAUAAUUCAGAAAGUGGAAAAAAUGAACAAAAAAAUUUUAAGGAUGUCUUGGUAAUAUCGUUAAAGGGCUAUGUGUACGAAGGGACUUUUUCCAUUUUAAAAAAUUGCAAAGAAGGGGUAGGCAAAUUUUUGUAUAACAUACACGAUAUAACUUUUCACGGAGAAUGGCAAAACGAUCAAAUAAAUGGGUCUGGUCAUUUACUAUACAAUAACAAAUUCAAAUAUUUUGGAAAUUUUAAAAAUAACCUGUUCAGUGGAAAUGGACUCUUUGUUGAUAAUUUGUUAAAUCAAUAUGAAGGGGAAUUUUCCAAUGGCUCAUUUAAUGGGAAUGGAAAACUUAUAUUUAACAGAAAUACUUACAUAGGCAUUUUUAAAAAUAAUAAUUUAGUAGGAAAGGGAAAAAUAUUGCACAAAAAUGGACUUGUAUAUACGGGAGAAAUAAAGAACUUUCUCCCCCAUGGAUAUGGCUUCCUCUCCUACAACAGUUCAACCGUAUUUGAAGGAUACUUUGUUGAAGGGAAAAAAAAUGGAAAUGGUUUUUUAACCAUAAAUCAGGGCUCCAUUUCGGAUGAAUGUUUCUGUAUUGAGGGGAAGUGGAGUAAUGAUGAACCUGUCGUGAGAAGAAAUUUCCAUAUUAUUUUUCCAAACAAGGAUAAGUACAUAGGGAAAAUUUAUUUCCUACCCUCUUGGAAAGAAGACAACAGGAAGGGGCGGAAUCUGUGGAGUGACCACCAUGCCAUGUGUCAGCAGAUUCAUCAUCAGCUUUUUGAAGCCAAGCAAUUGAUAGAAAGUCAAAUCGGUUUUGCGAACCAGGGUGGAGUACAAUCCCCGGUUGACAGUUCGAACAACGUGGAGGAAAAACGGGAAAGCAUUAGCAACGGAAGCACCCGAAACGUUACUGGCAUCACCUGGAGCGAUAGUACACACCCCAUUCGCUGUGCGAACACGGCCGAUUCUUUUAUCCACCACAGUAGUGUCCUUACCACGGCAGGCAGUAAGAACUGUUUAGAAUACCAGCAUUGGGGGAAAAAAGACGCGGGAAGUCAAAUUUUAAAAUCCAACGAUGAAACCCUCAUUUCAACAGAAACGCAAAAUAACGAACAGAGGCAUUAUCCCCCAGGUGAAGAUCCCAACUCAGAUCAGGCAAAAGUUAUCAAAAAAAAGGUGCUGAAGGAAAAACUCGAAACUAUCUUAAAAAUGAAAGAAAGAAAAACGUUGAGGAAAUGUUUCGAAAUAUUAGACAAUUAUUGGAUAUGCAACAUAGAACAAAAGUUAAGGGAAAAUAAAGAUGUCGUUGAAUAUUUAAAAAAGAACAAAGUCGUUCUCGUUCCACAUAGAGAAGGACUAAGUAUAACUUGUGAUCAGAAAAAAAAAGAAAAUUAUGAUGGGAAAUUUUGCUUAGGUAUGAAACAGGGAUAUGGCAUAUCUGUCUAUGGUGACACAAACAGAUAUGAAGGCUACUGGCACAGGGGAAUGAAGCAUGGUUCUGGACUUUUGUACGAAGGGGACAGUGUAUACCAUGUCAACUUUAGCUACGAUAAGUUAAUUGAGAAGAAGGAAAUUUCGCCUGAGCAAGUAAGUAGGUUUAAGCCCCAAAAGGCAGCCCCCAGUGUGAAGAAACGAGGAAAUCAAUUUUUAAUAAAUCAGUCCUUCUUUCAGUAUAGGACGCUUUUGUCCUCCACCGUGUGUCAGUACCUUUGA